AUGGUCAGGCGUAUAACAGCGCCCCACGUGUCCGAUUUUUCCAAUUUAGACGGGAAAGAUGGCCCAGGCUUCGCACUGACCCUUCCAGGAUUCGAUCCCGCGUCUUUCGCCUCCUCCCUUCACAAUGCCGUCGAUCAUCAGAAGCAGCGUUUCGACCGGUUCGUCAAGGUACAAUUGGGGAAGGUUCAACUGCGCCAGAAAUCGACAAAUGCAGCGCAACUAGAAAGCUCUCAGCCUGCUGUGCAUUGGCCAAUCCGAAGGCGCGGGUCGACCCGCAGCGCAGUUGGUACCGUCCAAUUCGUUUCCAGUCCCCCUUUCGCCGCUGUAGCUGCCGACUCGCUAAAAGCACCCGCGUCAGCAGCCCCGGAGAAAAAAGACGGAGGCGCUUCGUCAGCGGGAUCAGCGGCGGCAGAUGCGGGGGGAAAUGCGGUGAAGCCGACGCUCGCGCAGUACCUGCGUAAGCCCAUCGCGCUGUUCAGCUUCAUCCCGAAAGACGCGGCGCUGUUCUUCGCCGGCGCCGUCGCGGGCGGCACGGCCAAGACGGUGACGGCUCCGCUGGACCGCUGGAAGCUCAUGCUGCAGGUGCGCAGCGUGCAGAUGCCUCAAGGCGUCGCCGCCAAGCCGGUCGGGCUGCUGGACUCGUUUCUAGCGAUCGGGCAGAAGGAGGGCGUGCUGGGCUACUGGAAGGGCAACUUGCCGCAGGUCAUCCGUAUCAUUCCCUACAGUGCAGUUCAGCUCUUCGCAUAUGAAAUGUACAAGAAGGCAUUCCUGGGCAAGGACGGGGAGCUCUCGGUGCCUGCCAGGCUGGCAGCUGGCGCAUGUGCUGGCAUGACGUCAACACUGAUCACGUACCCCCUGGACGUUCUGAGGCUGCGCCUGGCCGUGGAUCCGGCAUCAAGGGGAAUGCGCUCGGUGGCGAUGGGCAUGAUCCGCGAGGAGGGCGUGCUGUCGUUCUACAAGGGCCUCGCGCCCUCCCUCAUCUCCAUCGCGCCCUACAUCGCUCUCAACUUCUGCGCGUUUGACCUCAUCAAGCGCUCGAUCCCUGAGAAGUACCGCAAGACCCCGCAGGCCUCCUUUGUGACCGCCCUCUGUGCCACCACGUUUGCAACUGUGAUGUGCUACCCGCUCGACACGGUGCGGCGGCAGAUGCAGAUGAAGGGUUCGCCCUUCAACUCGGUGUUUGACGCCAUUCCCGGCAUCAUUGCGAGGGAUGGAGUGGUCGGGCUGUACCGGGGUUUUAUUGCCAACGCGCUCAAGAACCUUCCUAACAGCAGCAUUCGCCUGACAACGUAUGACACCGUGAAGCAACUGAUCGCAUCAAGCCGUGACGAAUACGCCAAGCUUGUGAAGGAAAGGGAGGCCCAGAUUAGUGCCAACUGA
This is a messenger RNA of Closterium sp. NIES-65, 1380 nucleotides long. The record is from the annotation of a GenBank genome assembly. NCBI's taxonomy places the organism in Eukaryota, Viridiplantae, Streptophyta, Zygnematophyceae, Desmidiales, Closteriaceae.